Messenger RNA from Chilo suppressalis (striped riceborer), 554 nucleotides. Lineage: Eukaryota; Metazoa; Arthropoda; Insecta; Lepidoptera; Crambidae. The record is from the annotation of a GenBank genome assembly.
UUUAACAGCCAAUAAACUAUUGCAACAUGGCCAGCACGUGCAUCCACGACAACCGCAUGGUCUGUGCUUCUACGCCUGAUGGAUGCAACCGGCGCAGUUUCCUGGACCAGUGCGAUAUGUACGAGUUUAACUGCGAUUAUGGCACACGUUAUCAAGAGACAUACUUACUACUAUGUUCAGCGCAAACACCAAACUUACCUGAAGCGUCGUAUUCAGGAUAUGUACCAGAGCCGAGUCACUCCAAUGAAACGGAUAAAUGCUGUGAUAGACCCAAAAAGUGGGAAACCACGAAAGAAACAACACCACUUGUUGUAAUUUUGCAAGAUAGCAGCACAAUUACUACAGUUGUGACGUCAGAUGUGGAGUCUGAUGACAUGACUUCUCGGAUAACUGUCAGAGACCCGUCACAUGGGAGACGACUGUACCUAGAACCCGUAAAAAAAAUAUUAAAUAUUGAAAUAAAGAGAUUCACACCAGUAACUACUUUAUUCUGGAAACAUAUGACAACAACAGCAAUCAGUCGAAUUUACGGAAUCAACUCAAAGGAUUCAUAA